Molecule: messenger RNA, 2628 nt
Organism: Thunnus maccoyii (southern bluefin tuna)
Lineage: Eukaryota; Metazoa; Chordata; Actinopteri; Scombriformes; Scombridae
Gene: scfd2
Product: sec1 family domain containing 2
Exons: 9
Coding region: 119-2200 (693 amino acids)
Biological process (GO): vesicle-mediated transport; intracellular protein transport
Source: RefSeq, a predicted model, not a curated record
GCCACGUCACCUUUGAGAGACUCGUGUGUUUUGUUUUGGUUUGUUGGAGCUUCUUCAGCUGAUAUUUCCGAUGUUUCUUUGAUUUCGCUGCAUUUAGCUAACACUGACACUAAACAAAAUGCUGACGACGGAGGAAUUUUCGCAGUUCCCGCUUCAUAUGUGGGAGAAAGUGCUGUCGAAGGUAAAGAAAGCUGUCGUUUUUAUGGAUGACAAGUGUGCAGAGGCUCUCCACUGGAGCGGUGGUGCUACCGCCUUGUUUGAGGCUGGAGCCAGAAAUUUAAAACAGUUUUCUAGCUUCGAAGCCUGCAGCGUGAAUGAGCCAAAGGCAGUGUUUGUGGUGAGCACUUUGUUGAAGGGGAGAACGGUCGACAUCAUGAAAGACAUCAUAUCCCUCAGUCACUUCCAGUACUGUGUUGUCUUCACCACCGUUUCUCACUCUGUUCACCUCCUCGCCAACAAUGUCUCGACAGAAAUGGAAGGGAACCCUGUAUUUGAGCAGUUUGAAGAAAAGCUUUGCGAGUGGAUGGGGAACAUGAACUACACGGCUGAAGUCAUGCAUGUCCCAGUGGUCUUCGCCCCUGUGUCACAGCAGCUGCUGCUCACACCCACAUUUGCACACCUUUUCCCCCUGCUCUUACCUGACCUGGAAGUAAUAAAUGCUAAACGGCCAGAGAAGAAGAGAUUUGGAAGCCUGAUAGAUAUAGACAUACACUCCCUCCCUGCUGAACUGCAGAUUGAAAUAAAAUCAUUGGCUUCAGCUUUAAAUUCAAUGUUUGAAGCCACAGGCACCAGGGAAGAGAGCUUUGCUGUGGGUCCCAUGAGCCGGAUCAUAGCAGGGGAGCUGGCCAGUCACCCUCAAGCUAAAAACCGAAGGAAGACAGCCCCUAAUAAAGCAUCGAUCAUCUUUGUGGACCGAACAAUGGACCUUACAGGAGCUGUCGGUCACCAUGGUGACAAUCUAGUGGAGAAGAUUUUGACUGUGCUCACACCCUUACCUGGUCAUGUGACAGACGUACAGGUGGACAUGCUGGAGCUCACAAGUCUGCAGCGCACCCCUCACUCCCAGACCACCCUGGCCCCCGGCUGCCUUGCACAGACCCAAUCCCCUGCAGCACGGUCCCUGUGGGAGGCCAUGCUGACCAGUAAACAUAAAGAGGGAGUGAUGGAGGUCCGGCGGCAACUGGUGGAAGCAGCCAGCAAGGAGAAGCUGCCAAUCAAGAUGAGCAUGGGCCGUGUGACCCCCGAGCAGCUGUGCACCUACAUGAAGCUGUUUCGGAGCAGUUGGGGGGCGCUAGAGAGUCACUGCGGGGUGCUCCAGCUGGGCCUGGCCACGGCCCAGGCUCUGCGCCACCCCUGCCUUCCCCGCUGGGACGCCUGCCUGGCCUUCGAGAGGCUGCUGCUGCAGGCUUUUGGAGACUCAGAUUUCCCCACCGUGCUGAGGCAGCUGCUGCCCUUGAUGAAGCCCCGUGGAGACGAGGACAGCAUGGCCUCUGGGUCGAGGUUUGGGAAGGAAGAGUGCGGGCCUGAUGAGCUGAUCCUCCUGCUGGUCUACCUGUACUCCCUCGCUGACGAGGCGCAGCCCACUGACCGGGAUGCAGAGGAGGACGAGGAGGAGCUGGACAAGCUGGAGAGGGAGCUGAUAGGAGCGCUCACCCUGGUCAUCACCCAAGAGACAGAACUCAGCCCCUUGCUGCAAAAACUCACAGGUUGUGCAAAUCCCGGAGAGCUGACCACGGAACGAGCCCACUCUGCAGUGGAGGAGAUGUUCGAGACCCUCCGAGGUCUGAGCCAUACCAGAGACCACCUCAAGCAACUACGCUCUGUCUACACCGCCAGCGAUGGAGUUCACCAGGCCACCUAUCGUCCCUUCCUGCGGCAGAUAUUGGAGGAAGUCUUCCACCCUGACAGACACGAAUGCCCCGACAUCGAGCACAUGUCCGGAGGCCUCACCGACCUGCUCAAGACCGGCUUCAGCAUGUUCAUGAAGGUGAGUCGUCCACAUCCCAGCGACAACCCUCUGCUCUUCCUCUUCCUGGUCGGUGGAGUCACGCCCUCAGAGCUUCGUCUAAUCAAGGAGAUUGUCACCACUCACAAACCAGGAACCCAGGUGCUGGUUCUGUCCACCAGACUGCUGAGGCCAACAGAUAUCCCCGACCUGCUCUUCACCUCCCAAAGACUGGUGCCCGAUAUCGGUGUCUGAGGCCAUCACAUGGAAAUGCUUGCAUGCACACGUGGAAGGACACAUGCACGGCAAACAUCUCAGCACCUCAUCAGGUGUGAGUCAGGCUGGAUUAAUGACAUUCUCUGUUAAAAGCUGCAAGUGGAAAUCAUGGAGAUCUUAUACAAAUUAAGAAACAUGUUGAUGAAACAUUCCUGUGUGUUUAUGUGGAUGUGUUUUGUCAGAUUUAAUUCUGAAGGGAACUGUAAAAUUAUUAUAUAAUAGUCGCUUUUGGGCUUAUUUUUCUUGGAGAGCAUAAAGAAAAUGAAUGUUUUUAUGUGUGACUGACAUUGUCCCUCUUAUUCUGCCAAAGUUUGUCAAAAGCCACUUUGUAGUUUUUGCAACAGGUGUAGAACUACGACGCACGCUUGCAUCAAAUCUUAAUAAAAAUCAUCUACUUUUCAAACACA